AUGAUAUUAAGCUUCUACGAAAACCGAUGGAAACUUAUUGGUUGUGGUUUUGUACAAUUCAUUGUUAAACAAAAUGCUGCUAAAGCAAUUGCCCACACCAGUGGCAAAGACUUUUGUGGUCGAUCUAUUGUUGUUGAUUGGGCUAUUCCAAAAAAUAAGUAUGAAACUAUUCAUACUACCAAAGAAAAAGAAGAAAAUAUCUCUGUUAAAGAAGAAAAUGUUGAAGAGGCUAUAGUUGAAGACCAAGAAGAAAUUAAAAGAGAUUUAUCUAAUGAUCAAGAUAAUAUAGAAGAACGUUCCAAAACCGUUGAAGAUUAUCUUACUCUUGACACAAUAAAAGAUGAGGAAGACAAUUUGGUAGAUUUUGAGACUUCAGAUAUUGAAAAUGAUGUUAAAAGAAAAAGAGAAAAUACUGAAGACAACGAGUCUGUAAUUUCUACAUCAGACAAAAAACGUUUUAAAUCUCAUGAUGUUAAAGAAGGUUUAACAGUUUUUUUUAAGAAUGUUUCAUUUAGUGUUAACAACGAUGAACUGAAGCGAUUUGUUAAAGAACGAUUUGGACCAAUUUAUUAUGCACUUGUUUGUGUGGAUCGCUUAACGGAACAUUCUAAAGGAACAGCAUUUGUAAAAUUCAGGGAUUCUAGCAGCGUAGAAGCUUGUAUGUCUAGUUCUCCUGAAGAGCUUACUCUUAAUGGAUCUACAAUGGAACCGCAAAUGGCAAUCGAUAAAGAAGUUCUAGAUAGAAAUAAAGAUGACAAAGUUACCCAUAAGGAUAACAGGAAUUUGUAUUUAAUCAAAGAAGGAGUCAUAAUUGUCGGUACAGCAGCUGCAAAUGGUGUAUCUGUUCAUGAUAUGAAAAAGAGACUUGAGUUGGAACAAUGGAAAUCUCAAGUUCUAAAAAAUUUAAACAUGUUUGUGGCUCGUAAUCGACUUAUUAUUCACAACUUGCCAGCAAACAUGGAUAAUAAAACCUUAAAAGAUCUAUUUACAAAACAUACUCGUCCCAAUGCUGUAUUGAAAGUUGUUGUUAUGAGAAAUUUAAAAGAAGUUGAUCCCAAUGGAGUAGCAAUUUCAAAAGAAUAUGCUUUUGUAACAUUCAAGGAACAUGAAGAUGCUUUGAAGGCGCUCAGAUCCAUCAAUAACAACCCAAAGAUAUUCAAUUCGAAUAAAAGACCAAUAGUAGCAUUUUCUAUUGAAAAUAGGCUCGUUUUACAAGCUAGACAACGAAGAAUAGACAAAAGUAAAACUAGCAAUCCAUUAUUUAACAAACAGCAACCAAGUACUUCAUCAACUGUUGAGAAUAAAAAUAAAAAAUUUAGUACAGAUAAUAAUAACAAAAAUACAAAAUUCAAUGCAGAAAAUAAUAACAAAAAUAAAAAAUUUAAUGGAGAAAAUAAUAACAAAAACAAUAGAAGUACAGCGUUAUCGAGAAAGAAAAUAGCAGAACUCCCCAAAUAUGCUGGUAUAACAGCAAAGGAGGGGCACAUGGCAAUUCGAUCAAAGUUCAAACUUAAGGUUCAAUCAGAAGCUCACCAGAAGAAUGUCAAAACCAAGAAGAAAGUUACCACGAAAAAGAAACGCGAUUUAGCCAUCAGAAACGAGAAGAAGAGAGAACCAAAAGUGAAGAGCCAAAAGAAGAAUACUAAAAAUGAUGCAUCAUUUUCAAAACUAGUUAACAAAUAUAAAAAUAAAAUUUCGGCUCCGGAAACAUUGAAAAAAUGGUAUGAAGCAUAA
Messenger RNA from Macrosiphum euphorbiae (potato aphid), 1734 nucleotides. The record is from the annotation of a GenBank genome assembly. NCBI's taxonomy places the organism in Eukaryota, Metazoa, Arthropoda, Insecta, Hemiptera, Aphididae.